Carassius carassius (crucian carp) is the source of this 1502-nucleotide messenger RNA. Its product is annotated as peptidoglycan-recognition protein SC2-like. Gene Ontology annotation, biological process: peptidoglycan catabolic process. The record is from RefSeq and is a predicted model, not a curated record. Lineage: Eukaryota; Metazoa; Chordata; Actinopteri; Cypriniformes; Cyprinidae. Gene Ontology annotation, molecular function: N-acetylmuramoyl-L-alanine amidase activity; zinc ion binding. The transcript has 4 exons. The coding region runs from base 572 to 1381 and encodes 269 amino acids.
UGGCCGGCUUUCGGUUGCUUGACAGCAAACCGUGUUAUUCUUAGAGCCAGAGUUUCAGUUUGUAAGGCUUAAUUACAUCGUCAGGUCAAAUGUUUCUCAGACGUAUACCUAUCUGUAGCCUAUUAAUGUCUUGUUAUAAAACAAUUUCAUCCUGGCAAUCAUGCUGUAAGCUGUGAUAGCCACUGCCAACGUCGUGCCUCUGGCUCAAUCACAGUACAAAAUAAUUUAUCACCAACAAGAGAAUAAUCACAAGGUUUGACUUUUCCCCCACUGUAGCCUACAUAGAGAAGUUGUUGUGUAAGUGCCUCUUUAUAUGUUAAGCAACUCUGCCAAGCUGUUACUUCUGUUAUUUUUGCAAUGGUAAAAUAUCGCCUGUUCAUAGUGGCAUUUCCAUUGUGAUCUAAAAAAAGCCCGUGCAGACUAGAAUUUCUUCAUAUCUGCCUGUAGGACUCACUACCUGAAUUUCUGCACGAGACAGGAAAGUACAGCUCGCGGAAGCUCAACAUAUUUGUCCCUCCCAGUCAUUCAGGGCUAUUAAACGUGUCAGCUUGAAGUCAUAUUCGCCGUGGAUAUGGAGAGACACACACCUGGGAAGCCCGUGGAUAUGGAGAGACACACACCUGGAGAGCCCGUGGAUAUGGAGAGACACACACCUGGAGAGCCCGUGGAUAUGGAGAGACACACACCUGGAGAGCCCGUGGAUAUGGAGAGACACACACCUGGAGAGCCCGUGGAUAUGGAGAGACACACACCUGGAGAGCCCGUGGAUAUGGAGAGACACACACCUGGAGAGCCCGUGGAUAUGAACGCAGUGGCUUUAGUGUGUCGUCGUGCCUGGAACGCCGUGGAGCCUCGGGACAGGACAGAGAUGAAGAGUCCCGCACAGACUGUGAUCAUUCACCACACAGCGCUCCGGUUCUGCGCGCAACCGCGCGAAAGCGUCUCUCAGCUCGCUCACAUCCAGCACAUGCACGUCCAAGAGAGGGGCUUCGACGAUAUCGGUUAUAACUUUCUGAUCUCUGGAGAUGGGACGGUGUAUGAAGGGCGAGGAUGGGGGAUUGUAGGGGCCCAUGCAAAGGAACACAACCUCAAUUCUGUUGGCAUCGCUUUUAUGGGCAACUUCAACAAUGAAAUGCCCAGUUCUGCAUCGCUGUCUGCUCUGCUGAGAUUGCUGCACAUUGGAGUGCUUCACGGUCAUGUACGGCCCAAUUUUGUGCUUGUGGGACACAGAGAUGUGGCAAAGACUGAGUGUCCAGGGAAACAUUUAUAUUCUCUACUACCAAAAUUAAGAGAUGAGUUACAAAAGCAGCGACCUCUUUUCUAUGCAUUGCCUUUAAUCCCUGCUGUGUGUGUAGCAUUGUGUGAAUGUGAAAAUGUAUGAUAGGUUUACUUUUGCUCUAAAAUUACAUGUUACAGUCUUUUGUGCCUUGUUAAAAUCUCUUAUUAAAAUCUCUUAUAAAAAAUAUUUUUUAUCAAAAUUUGGAACCAAUCCUAAAGGCUAU